AUAUCAAAAUACAAAUUUUUGCCUAGCUGCCGUUUUACAAACAAACAAAAGAAUAAAGUACAAAACAACCAACCACAAAUCUUAAACAAUUUUUAAACAACAAUUUAAUAAAGCACUUUACAAAGAAGAACACCAUAAUAAGUAAAUAUUCAACUUUGCAUUAAAACACGCAAAACCAGUGAGUUCAAAAUAAACGAAAUACAAAUCUUGGAGUAGCUUCAACUUAUAUUAUAGUAUACAAAUCUAUUAUACGGAUAUAAACAGAGUGUUUUACACUAGCCAACAAACAAACCAGUCGAAUCAGAAAAAUUUUUACGAAGAACUACCUCAAAAAGCAGACGAACAAACGAAAAGUGAACCGAAAAGUGUACAAAAACUAAAAACGAAUCUUCGAAAAAAAAAAAAAAAAGCCCCGCAGUUUUUCAAUACAACUGCAUAGCCAUGCCAGUGUUUGAGCUUAAAUGGCGUCUUCAAUUUUAGCCCAGAGCAGCACAGGUGCUACCGUCGACAGCAGCAACUUGGGAGCAACUGCAGCAGCAGCCACAUCUGUGGAGGCCACCGUGUCCAGCCUGCACAACACCCAUCUCAACCAGCUGAGCAGCCUCAGCCAGCACUACACCACGCCGUACCACCAUCCGCAUUCGCAUUCGCAUCCGCAUCAUCACUACCAGCAGCACUAUCCGCAGCAACAACAUCUGCAGCAGCAGCAACAGCAGCAGCAUCACGCCCAGCAGCAACAUCAGCAGCAGCAGCAGCAACAGCAGCAGCAGCAGCAGCACUGGGACUACUAUGCCAGGCAGCAGCAGCAACAUCAACAGCAGCAGCAGCAACAGCAACAGCCAGCGGCCGCCACCGGCAACACCAACGGCAACAGCAGCAACAACGGCAACAACAGCAACGCCGACGGCAGCAAUACCACGGUUCCAGCGCCUUUGGGCAGCAGCAGCAACAGCAGCAGCAACCAUGCUAAUGCUGCAAGUGGAGGCAACAGUGGCCAGCGGCACGGCGAUGCCAAUGCCAAUGCCAUUUCCGCCGCCUCCUCCGCAGUAGGAAAUCCGGGUAACCAGCAACCCAACAACUCAGCCGGCAACGCCAACUCGAAUUCGAACUCCAAUUCCAACUCGAACGGCAGCUACACGCGUCCCUGGGAAAUGGAGUCCAAGGACAAUGGACCACAACCCCAGGCGCAACCCCAUCUGCAGCUAAAGAGCGGCUUCGAGCCGUUCUCCAAGCUGCCGUCGUUUCAAAGCCAGUUCCAUGGCUUCAAUGAGCAAUUACUACCGGAUGGAACACCCAUGCCUGUGCCCAUAGGAGCAGGAGUGCCACCAGGAUCGGCAGCAGCAGUAGCAGCUGCUGCAGGUUCCAUACCUCCUGGCUCCGUAGGUCCCAAUUCAGUAGUGGGACCCGUGGGACCCACCGCCAUGAGCUCCCUGCAAACUGUGGCCAUGUCGCCGGCCAGCAUUUCGGUCAGCUCGCCGGGCAUGAUGAGUGUGGGCUCACCGUUGACCCAACUCUCGAGUCUGCAGGCCAGCAUCACGCCGCCAUCAGCGGGCAGCUUUCCGGCACCACCGCCGCCGAACGCCUUUGCGCACCACCACGCCCUCAAUCCACACCACCAUCAUCGAGGAGCCAGCGGGUAUCCCACGCCCUACGCGGAGCUGCCACUCUAUCCGGGAUUCACCCCGUUGAGUGUCAAGAAGGAGCCGAGCUCGGGCAGCAGCGACUUCGAGAUGCUGCUCAAGAAGGAGGACUUUGAUCUCAGCAACAGCGGUGGCGGCGGACUGAUCCACCAUCCGCUGCAGCACGGCCAGCCGCAUCCCAUACCCAUGGGCAUGCACACGCCCACCUCGUACGAUGGCAACAACAGCAACAACAGCUAUCCGCAGGCGGCUGGCGGUGGAAGUGGCAGUCAUACACCGCACACCACCACGACCCAGCCCACGCCCACCACCACCACUCCGGUCAAGGUCGAGAAGUUGCUGCAGUCGCCGAUAGCUCGGCUAGAAGCGCGGAAGAAAGAGCGCCGGAAACAGCGGCCCAAUUCGCUGGAGUCCAGUGCCGAGAGUGAGGCCAGCGGCAUGGACGUAGACCCCAGCAAUCCUGGCCAAGUGGACGCCGUCUCCAGCACGGCCAAUUUCAAGAGUCCGUUGAGUGCCCUGGGCAUGGGGGAUAGCAACGAUGCCCAUGCCAGUGGAUGCGACAAGCAGGACUACGGUCGUCGCCACCAUCUUCCGCCACCCACACUGAACCACCCGCCAAUGACACUGCCACCACCCACAAUCACAAUAACACCCACCACUCACAACCAUAACCACCAGAACCACAACCACAACCACUCCAACGACAACUCCUCUUCCUGCUCUCUUUUCCAGUCCAAGAAGAAGCGCAAGCGGUGCGGCGAGUGCGUGGGAUGCCAGCGCAAGGACAACUGUGGGGAGUGCGCCCCCUGCCGAAACGACAAGAGCCACCAGAUCUGCAAGCAGCGCCGCUGCGAGAAGCUCACCGAAAAGAAGGAACCCAAAGCCAAAACCAUCGUGUUCGGUGCUGAUGGUCAGCCCGUUCGACCCGAUUCGAAACGCGGCCGAGGCAAAGGAAAGUCAUCUGGUUCCGGAAAUGGAUCGGUUAACGCCACAGGUAUCGCCGCCGGCAAUGGAACACCAACAACUGGGUCACGCGCCCGCAAAAACUCCACCAAAGCAAACAAACUGAAUGCAGCCGCUGCAUCAGCAACAUCGCCUCGUCUAAGUCCAGUGCCUGCAGCAACACUGUUGCCGCAGCAAUCGCCAAAUACCACAUCAGCAACAGGCAACCUGCAGCAGCAGCAACAGCAGCAGCAGCAGUACCAGCAGCAUCAGCAACUUUUGUCGCAGCAGCAACUACUGUCGCAGCAGCAACAGCAGUACCAGCAGCCGCAGCAGCAACAGCAGCACUUCCAGCAGCAGCAGCAGCACUUGCAGCAGCAGCAGCACGCACAGCAGCAACAUUUGCCACAGCAGCAACAUCAGAUAACCGCACAAAUCCAAACCAUGAAGGAUCAACCGCAACAGCCCAUGGCACCCAUGGCCUUCUACCCCACAUGGCAGGCGGAUCCAUCGCAGGGCUGGCAGAACCAGUUCAUACAGCAGAUACCACAGAACACACCGGCCAUAACGUCCUUGAACUCCCUGGACUUCCAGACGCAGUCGUAUGCGUAUCCCUCGAACGGCUACGUGCAGUCGGGAUUGGGAUUCGAUCCCAACUACGGUAGGUCGCCAUAUGCGGCGCCAGUGCAGCGCUACGACUUCCAGAGCCAGCAGCUGUCCACGGCUCCGUCGGCCAUCAACCAGGUGGGUCUGCAGAGUGUGGCGGGAUUCGCGCCCAGCUACGCAGGGCAGGUGUCCGCCGCACCAGUGCCUCCGUCGCAGCAGCAACAACAGCAGCAGCAGCAACAGCAGCAGCAGCAUCUGGGAGCGGACCUGAACAAGACGAUGUCGGGAAACGACACGCCUGGAUAUCCGCGGGUGAGCAGCGUGCCGCCGCGCUCACUCAACUGUAACGGGUAUUCAGGCGAUUACAGCGGUUCCCCAGCCACCAACAGCAACAACAACAGCAGCAGCAACACCAGCAAUACGAACAACAGCAACCCCAGCAACAACAACGCCACCACAGUGGUCAGCGGAGGCACCACCACGCCAGCCCCACCUCCUACAGUGGUGGCCCAGCCCGCCUCCUCGCCCAUGCAGCCACCCAACCAGGCGGUGCCCCAGUCGCCCACGCGCAGCAACAUGCUGCAGCAGCAGCAGCAACACCAGUCGCCCACGGGCAACGGGCUGCAGCCCUACGUGGCACCGCAGCAGCAGCAACACCUCUCCUCGCCACCGAUGCAGGACUGGAACUGGCAGCAGCAACAGCAGCAGCAGUCUUUGGGCGGCGAGGGAUAUGCCCAGGGUGAGAGACUUCAUCUGAACACACGCAUCAAGUCGAUGAUCAUGCGCAAGAGCGAUCCCAAGGAUCCGCCGCAGGACCUGCAGCAGCAGCCGCAGCAGGUGCAGCAGCAGCAGUCGGCGGUGCAGCAGCAACAGCAGACCGGUCAUUUUUUAUCGUAUAGCCACCAUCUCCGGCCCGAAGCGGCGCUGAGCGCCAACGGACCGAGCAAUGCCACGCCCACCCACCCACUGCCCAACCUGCAGCAGCAGCAGCAGCAAGUGCAGCAAGUGCAGCAGGUGCAACAACAGCAGCAGCAACAGCAGGCGGUUGGUGGGCCAGUGGCUGCCGAGCCGAUCGGAGGUGGUGGCGAUCAUAUCUGGAAGCCGCACCACGCCAACUCGUUUAAGAAGCCCAGCGUGGUUAGCGGCUAUCCGGCAUCAGGACAGGAUGCACAGUUGCAGCUGCAGUUGCAGCAACACCAGCCAGGACAGCACACGACCAUCAACCACUCGGUCGAUCCGCCAGUGGUGCAACCACAACAACAUCCUCCAGUAGCUGCUGCCCAGCCCAAGAAGUCGCGAAGUCGCAGCAAAGCCAGUCGAGCAGCGGCGGUGGCAGCAGCAGCAGCGGAGGCAGCGGCGGAGAUCGAUCGGGAUCGAAACUCCACGGAUCCAGGAGGUGGUGGCCUGAAACCGCUCAGUGCUCACUAUCCCCCGCAUCCACAUGCCGCCGGAGGACCGCCACCGGGCCAGGACUAUCAUUCGCAGUACAUCAAGACCGAGCCCGGCUUACUUGGUCCUCCACAGCCAAAUAAAAUGGAGGGCUACGAGCGAAACUACCAGAACUUCAUCCAGUAUGCGGACUUCUGCCAAAACGAUGGCCAAGGACAGCCCGUGCAGCAGCACCAUGGUCAUGGGCAGCAGGACUACGCCGGCUAUCAUCACAACUCCGCCUAUUAUGGCGCCGGAGCCAGUAGUUUUCAGCAGAACUUCCAGCAGAACUUUGUCCCGGGAUACCAGCACUCCACCUACGGUGGCAGAGGGAAGCCGCCUGCCAACCAACCGCACCAGAUCCACGGACAUGGUCAGAGUUUGAUGGAACUGGAUCGCAAACCGGAUACCAACAGCAUCAUACCACUGCCCACGAACUACGAGAAGGAUAUACCCGCCUAUCCCAUUCCACCGCAUCGCUAUGCCCUGGGACACGGAGCUCCUCCGCACUUGAGUCACCACGGCAUGCUGGAACCCAAGAUCGAGGACAUGGGAAUGCUGGGGCACGGUGGAGGGUAUGCCUAUCUGGGGAGUGAGGGAAAACCAUUGAACAAUGGGUUCUCCUGUUGCCGACAGGGUGGCACUCGUCCACCCACCGCGGAGCACUUAAAGGACGGAACCUGCCUGGGAUUGGGUAUACAACCCAAGGAGGAACUCAUCGACGAGGACGAACUGAUAGACACCCAUGGCAAUGGGCUCAAACCCAUUGGUGGUGUGGGCAAAGCCAAGGGAAAACAGAAGCCCGAUGAAAUCCCUGAGAUUGUGGUGAAGCACGAGAAGAUCAACCCCAUGUUUGACACCACAGAUCGUCUGGAGAAGGGCAACAAGACAGAGAUUCCCGAGUGCGAGUGCUUCCAGUCCGACAAGAAUCCUCCGGAGCCGGGUACUUACUACACACAUCUGGGCACGGCUUCGUCCCUAAUGGAUUUGCGAAGAGAAUUCGAGGAGCGUUGCAACCUGACGGGUCGUCAGUUGAGAAUCGAGAAGAUCGUCUACACGGGCAAGGAGGGCAAGACUUCACAGGGAUGUCCGGUGGCCAAAUGGGUCAUCCGGCGGGCUGAUCUCGAAGAGAAGAUUCUGGUGGUGGUCAAGAAACGACCGGGUCACAGAUGCAUAGCUGCAUAUAUUGUAGUGUGUAUGGUGGCCUGGGACGGAAUGCCUCGUCUGGAGGCGGACAACGCCUACAAGAAUUUGAUCCCGAAGCUGAACAAGUACGGCCUGCCCACCACGCGAAGAUGUGCCACCAAUGAGAAUCGCACCUGUGCCUGCCAAGGACUCGAUCCGGAAUCGUCGGGCGCCUCGUACUCCUUCGGCUGCUCCUGGUCGAUGUACUACAAUGGCUGCAAGUACGCCCGUUCCAAGACGGUGCGGAAGUUCCGGCUGUCCGUGAAGAGCGAGGAGGCGGCCAUCGAGGACCACAUGAACCUGAUUGCCACCCUGUUGGCGCCGGUGUUCAAGCAGGUCUGUCCGCGAUCCUACGACAACCAGACGAAGUACGAGCACGAGGCCAGCGACUGCCGGCUGGGUCUGGAGCCCGGGAAGCCCUUCUCAGGGGUCACCGCCUGCCUGGACUUCUGCGCCCACUCCCACAGGGAUCUGCACAACAUGCAGGAUGGCUGCACGGUGCACGUGGCGCUGCUGAAGCCCGGCAAUCGGGACACCCGCCUCCCAGACGACGAGCAGUUCCACGUCCUGCCGCUCUACACGAUGGACGGCACGGAUGAAUUCGAGAGCGUCGAGGGUCAGAGGGACAAGCACCGCACCGGAGCGGUGCAAAUGCUGGACAAAUUUCCCUGCGAGGUACGCGUGCGAUCAACACCUUUGAUACCGUGCAGAAGGCAUGGCAAGAAGCGAAAGGACGGCGACGAAGCGGCGCCACCUGACGGUGAUCAGGAUGCGGUGGGGGAUGCCAACAGCCAGAGCAGCUCCAGCAACGGUGCCCAGUCCCAAGCACAAGCCAACAACCAGCAGAGCAGUCCGCCAGCCCUGGGAGCCGCGCACAUCAAAAAGGAAAACGGCACUGGUGUGAACGCCAAUGGAGCGAGUGGCAAGUCGAAGGGCAAGGGAAAGUCCAACCAGUCCAAUAACUCGAGUGCUUCCACGCCGGGAUCUGCGCCUCCGUCGACUCCCUCGCCGCGGUGCCAGACUCCAGUAACUAACAAUCCCAGUCCGGCGGGAAGUGCUUUUAGUACCCCACCCGUCCACGGAUCCAAUGCCAAUCCCCAAAACAAUGGUGGCCAAGCCACGGGCAAUCAACCCGGACAGCUCAUGAGCUCCAACUCCAGCCUGAUGAACAUGGCCACCAUGAUCGACACCUUCACGGAUGCCCAGCUGCAGUCCAACCAGAUCUCAAGUACUGUCCUAGACUCGCCGUACUCCUAUGACUACCAGACGGCUUCCUACAUAGACUCCCGGAACUACUACGGGCAGUGGCCAACGCCCCAUGCUCCAAUGGGCAUGCAGGCGCAGGUGGGUGGAUUAGGAGGAGGAGGUCCAGGAGGAACGGUGGCAGGCGUGCCACCUCUGACACCCACUACUCCUACGGCUCAACCACAAUUGGGAGUUCCGCCGGCGACUUCCAUUCCCGGAGGUACGACCACCGGAGCACCAACAGGAGCUCUUCCGGCCACAGCUCCGCCUACGGCUACCCCAACACAGCUGGAAACGAGCAAUGGCUAUGGACCUGGCAACUACCAAACCCUCGUCAGUAAUCCCGCAUCGAAUCUAACCAAUCCCGGAGGAGUAACCACGGAGGUGCAGCAACAACAUCAGCAGGCCCAACAGCAACAGUCCGCGCUGACAGGAGGAGUGGGGCCCGGUGGCCUGCCCGUAGUGGGUGGGGCACCUGGUGACCUCAAGAGCCGACUGAUCAGCGAGGAGAAUCCCGACUCCACUACCCUGGUCAAUCACCAUCACCAUCAUCAUAAUCUCACGGAGAGUAAACUAACCGCUUUGACGGCAAUGCAACCGAUGACGAACCUCGCACCGCUGACCACCUCGCACCAUCCGCAGGAGGGAUUCGUGAAGCCAAAGCCACCGCCCAGCGACUAUACGGCCCAGUACACGGCUCAGUAUCCGAACAACUACCAGAUGUACCCGCCUCCACCACCACCGCCGCAUUCGGCGUACUCCGCAUAUGAUGCCUAUCAGAACAUGAACUACAACUACGGGUAUCAUCAGGCGUACUCGCCGUACGGAAUGUAUCCACAGCAGACGCCUCCACCCACGCCUCCUCCGCCAUCGCCCAACUGGAACAUGUAUGGUCACCAUCAGACGGGGUCCGUGAACUCAGGUUAUGGCAGUGCAAAUCCGGCUGCAGGAGCGGGUUCCUUGAUAGCCAGCCAUGGGUCAGUAGCUCCCGCGGCCGUGGGCCUCCAGAAAGCGAUGGUUCCAGUGCCAGGACCACUGCAUCAUCAACAGCAACAGGUGCUACAGCAGCAGCAGCAACAGCAGCAACAGCAGCAGCAGCAGCAGCAACAACAGCAACAGCAGCAGCAGCAACAACAGCAGCAACAGGAAGCUCCGCAAACGAUAUUACCCGACCUGAGCAAUGGCCAAACCAACUCCGAUACAGUAGCAACGCCCACGCCGACUGGAGAUUCCUCCAGCAAUGACGCGGGUGCUGGCAACCCGGGAGCUGGAAACCAAGCGCCCGCAAGUGGAGCAGGUUCAGCAACAACGGCACCUCCCGUGGCCUCGCCAGGAAGCACCAAUUCCAGCAAAAUCGAGCCCAUUGGCGAGGUGGCUGAGAUCAAUGAAAACAUCGAGGCCUUCCAGGAUCCGCAAAUGGGCGGCGUGGCCAUAGCCCUGAAUCACGGCAGUGUCCUGAUAGAGUGUGCCAAGCACGAGAUGCACGCCACGACGGCGGUGCGCCGGCCAGAUCGCCAUCACCCCACGCGGAUGACCCUGAUCUUCUACCAGCACAGGAACCUCAAUCGAUGUCGCCAUGGCAUCGACGAGUGGGAGGAGAAGAUGCGGGUGAAGAAGAUCAACACGGACCUAGACAACAAAGCCAAAGAAGAGCGCGAGCGACUGAUAAAGAAGGCGGCUGGCGAGGACAUGGACGACCUCGACGAGGAUGCACUGAUGCAGGACGAGCCGGUGCCCAUUAAAAAGGAAUCCUCCGCCAAUGGGCAACAGCUAAAGAACGGAUCCAGCGGCAGUAAAAAGAAGAAGAGCAGCGAUUCCAAAAAGUCCCAGGCCAACGAGCAGUCAAAAAACGAGAAGGUUGCCCUCCACGCACCAACACUGACGACCACGUCGUGGACGACCCUGUUCCCCACGCAUCCGUGCGUGGUUUCGGGGAAAUACCCGGAGGGCAAUAGCAGUCCGACCUCGUCCACGAACAACGCGCCCAACGGUGGUGGCUGCCCCGCCCAGCAGCAGCAGCAUCUGCCUCCUCCGCCUGGCAGUGGGCUCAUCCACCCACCGCCGGGCACGCCCACUGGCACCGCAGCACCGCCGCCGCUGCCCACUCCGCAUCAGCAGCUGCCGCAGCAGCAGCAGACCUGAAUCUCUUCAGGCUGAGAGGCUACUACUGGUAACCAGCGCCGGAGUCCGCUGCAUAGACCUAAUCUUAAGAAUCCACACAAAUCAAUCCUGUUCCGGGUUUAAAUUACGAUUGAAUCUGGCGGCUCUGAGAGUAAUAAAUUGAACACAUUUCAGAUAUAUUCGAAUUGAAUUCGAAAAGAAGAGUAUCUUGAACUUCGAUUUAAAGUACUUUCAAUUAACAAGUUUUCAACGCAAAGUUAUUCCAAAAAGCUAGAUUGUAACCAAAAACUUUGACAAAUACAUAAAGCACUAAAUUUUUACUCGAUUUACUUCAGAAAUAAUGAGGAAAGUAAUUGAAAUUUUUUUUCGAAAACCGCCAAACUAAAUCGAAAUGAAACUGAAGAACAGGAUUGUAUGACUGAAAAUUCACUCAAAGCAAAGAAAAACGGAGACAGAAGAUUUAAUUAUUUUUGUAAAUGCGUUUGAUUUAGUGUGCCAUACGAGGAGAAUUAGAAGAGUCCCCGGAAAAAGAGUUGCAGUUGAAAGAGUACAGUUGACGCUGCCGGGCCAGAGUUGUCACCAUUCCACAAGAAAAUACCCAGAUACAUCACACUUCACUCAGCAAAAAUCACACAAAAAUAACAAGUUUCUAAACUGAAAGAGCAGUUAGUUUAAAAUCAACUAUUAACUUUAGUUUCUUAAGAGCCAGCAACAAAACGAUUUCUGUUAAAUGAGUUAUUUUUAAAGACAAGCAGGAAGCAAACUACAGAACUACAGAACAAGAACAAAACGAAUACUACUAAAACAAAAACUAAAUAAAGAAAUUUUUGCUUAGAAACAAAAAGUCAGACUAAGAGUUAGUGGGAGUUGAAAAAAGAUCAUUGCCAAAAGUACAAAUAAACCAUUUUUUAACAAGCAACUAGAAAAACGUAAAGAAUUUCGCAAGACAACAAAAGAAAAUAGUUGGUAACAGAGAAAAACAGUUUUUACAAAAGAACUACACUACACUACAAGAGUUUUAAA
Drosophila sechellia is the source of this 10190-nucleotide messenger RNA. It is a transcript of the gene Tet, whose product is annotated as Ten-Eleven Translocation (TET) family protein. The coding region runs from base 462 to 9188 and encodes 2908 amino acids. The transcript has 10 exons. Gene Ontology annotation, biological process: positive regulation of transcription by RNA polymerase II; chromosomal 5-methylcytosine DNA demethylation, oxidation pathway. Gene Ontology annotation, cellular component: nucleus. Gene Ontology annotation, molecular function: DNA 5-methylcytosine dioxygenase activity; zinc ion binding; DNA binding. The record is from RefSeq and is a predicted model, not a curated record. NCBI's taxonomy places the organism in Eukaryota, Metazoa, Arthropoda, Insecta, Diptera, Drosophilidae.